CCACCCCACCAUUAUAAACUGCUCGCUCCGUGUAUCAUGAAGAAAACGAGCCAAGAUUAAUAAAGUACUGCUCUAAAAUUCAAAUGUUAACCGCAGCGUGCAACGGGGGUUCUUCGAUCGAUCCAAAAGGCGAAAGUGUCCUUUUGUUCGGGUUCAGGUGCUACACCGGAUAUCAGAUAAGCUCCCUGCCGUGCCCGCCGCCGCCGCCCCCCACCCGCUUCCGAAGGAACACGUGUAGAUUGGCGACGCCCUGGGCUCCCCCGGCUGCAAAAGCACAUGGCUCCGUCUAGAUCGCCUGCUCGAAAUCCGAUCUUCGCAGGCUUCGCUCGGUUGCCGCGUGAGCCAUACAUACCGUAGACGCGCUUGCACGGUGCCGGCAGGCAGGCAGGCAGCGAGUCUUGCUGGUGCUUAGCAAAAGGUAUCGCUAAAUUCAUCACGGAAACGACCUGGCCCGAUUUCCAAACUACUCAUGCAACCCCUCCCCCCCCCCCCGUUAGCAGCGCGAGUCUUGCAAGACCCACCGUCCGCAUCGCCUGCAAGACCUUCCCUUUUCCCGCUGCUGCUUGCAAGCUAUUGCCCUUGCAGAGCCACGCUUUUGUUUCUUAGCGUCGCCUCCCCCCCCCUUUAAUCGACUUCCUAACGACCGAGCAAAUAAGCGCUCCGCAUUGGGAAUGUAAGGACGCUGCAAGGCGCAGGAAGGCGGGAGCGCGAUCCACUCGCUGGACCACGCUCGCCGGUGCAUGCUUUUGCAACCUGCUGCACUUUGCAGCGACUUUCCCGUCCCGAGCUCUCCGGAGUUGCUCGCUGGAGUGUGUAGUAGUUGAGCGCAGGCCACGCCCCCCGAGCGUGGUGUCAGAGUGAAAGAGAGGCUCCGGUUGGUCGGCUGGGCGGACAACAUCUGCUCGACUCCUUCAUUCAAGUGACACCGGAGCUUUGAGGGAUAUUUGAGGCACCAUCCGUUCCCUUUCCUGGCCACUUCUCGCACUUGUACCAGCGCCGAUCGCACGCUCCGAGCGAGGCUUGGGAAAGAUCCGGGAUCUCUCGUCUUGAUCACCCCACGCUGCGCGCACACUUUUUUCCUUGCAAAGAAGUGUGUGUAAGAGAGAGGGCGAGCUCUCCUCCGGUCAGUGCUGUUGGCGUAGACAUCGGGGCCAUGCAUGCUGCAGAGUGGUUAGGGAAAUUCGUGACCCUGGCUUUGGUCUUUGCAAGCUUGGAUCCGGUGGUGGGCACGGAAGCCACCAACCCUCCGGAUGGUGCCCAAGAUAACAGAGCGCCUCAGCAAAAAGGGCGCCUGUCUUUGCAAAACACAGCUGAAAUCCAGCACUGUCUGGUCAAUGCUGGUGAUGUGGGGUGCAGUGUAUUUGAGUGCUUUGAAAACAACUCCUGUGAGAUCCGAGGCUUACAUGAGAUCUGCAUGACGUUCCUCCACAAUGCUGGAAAAUUUGAUGCUCAGGGAAAAUCCUUCAUUAAAGAUGCUCUGCGGUGCAAGGCUCACGCCUUACGGCACAAGUUCAGCUGCAUCAGCCGCAAGUGUCCUGCCAUCAAGGAGAUGGUGUUACAGCUGCAGCGAGAAUGCUACCAGAAGCACGACCUCUGCUCGGCAGCCAAGGAGAACGUCCAGGUCAUGGUGGAGAUGAUUCACUUCAAAGACCUGCUGCAGCACGAGCCGUAUGUUGAUUUAGUGAACACCUUGCUCACUUGUGGAGAGGAGGUUAGAGAGGCCAUCACUCGGAGCGUCCAGGCCCAGUGUGAACAGAGCUGGGGCAGCCUGUGUUCUAUCCUGAGUUUCUGCACCUCCGUCCCACAUGGAGAUUUCACCCUUGAACCGGAGAAGAAGCCAAAUGAAGUCCCCAGAUCCUCUAUUAGUCAAGGGGACAUUAUAGUCCACCCUGAACCGGACGCCAGAGAGAGCUCCCGCAACACCAGAGGGGAGAGAGGUAGCAGGCUUCCUGGGAAUGCCCAAACCCGCACUAAAGCUGGGAGCCACAGUCCCAAAGCGGCUCACGGGAUUGUCGAACAGGCAGAGGAACUGUCUGACUUCUCUGACAUCCGGAGGUGAAAGGAGGAUGUAGCUCUUCUUUCCCCCUGCACCAGAACCUUCCUCCAUUGAGUUCAUCUUCUUAUCUAGGGGCAUUCCAAAAUAUGUACAAUAUAGAGGGGUGGUGUCAGGCAUAGGGCAUUGUGGGAUAUGUGGCAGUGACAGUGUAUGUAUUAUAAGUAACAGAGGAAAAGCAACAGCUAUUGGUUAUUGAUUGUAUCCAGCAAAUUCAAUGUGUAGGUGCAACAAAAUGUAUUCAUGUAAAUCCUUUCAUCUCUUCAAAAAAAAGAGGGGAAACGGAAGAUUUUAGAUGCAGGUUUGGGGUGGUGGUUAAGGGAUUUGCCCACAUUUUAAUUGGUGAACAUGUAGACCGGGUUCAACAUUGAGUCUCAAGGCAGAAAAUAAUCUAUAGUCUCCACUCUGUUAGAGGCAAUGAGGGCUCCAGAUCAGCUGCAGAGAAACUCAGAUACAGAGCUCUGCAUAGGGGACCUUGGAAUUGCAAACUAAAUUGUCUGUCUGAGCCAUUGAUCCUGUCUAAGUGACACCACCUGCCUUAAGUGUCCCUUGCAUUAGUUUGGGUGGCUCUUAGCUGACCUCUUCUGCUUUUUGUUCCAGUUUCCUUAGGAAAUAGGCUGAUGAGGGAAUCAGUUUCUGGACAAGGACAUUUUCAACCAACUCAAAAUCAUGCCAAUUUCUUUUUUCUUCCCCCCCCCCCAAAAAAAAGAUCAUAAAAGAAUCCACCUGGCUUCUGACUGCAGUGGGUUUCCCAAAUACCGGUAACUCGCAUCUUAUGAUUAUUUCACUUGCACGAGCCUGGCUGAGGGAAAAUAAAUAAAGAAAUGGAGAGCAGGGGAAACCCAUUCUCCUUUUUAUUUAUUUAUUUGUUUAUUUACGCACAAACACACUGAGCAAAGCUGCGAUCACAGACUUACCUGGCUUUGGGAAGCAUCCCAGAGCCCUCCCUACGCCUGCAAACUUCCUUAAGCUGGGCAGGCAGGCACCUGGCUUUGGGAAGGAGGCGUGAGGCAUAGGGGCUCUGGCAGGGUCCUAGAGCCCUUCUUCAUCUUCUGUAAAGCUGGGCAAGUGCUUACUAGGCUUCGGGAAGGAGGAGUGAGGACUCUAGGACCCUGUCAGAGCCCUCAUGCCUCCUUCGCAAAGGCAGGCAAGCCUUCAGAGAGCCCGAAGGAGGUGUGCUUUGAGAAGGUGGUGGAAGGGCUUUGGGACACUGCCAGAGUCCUCACACCUCUUCCCCAAAGCAGAUAUGUAACCCUCCACCCUGGGGGGGGGAGGGCUUCCAGGGGUUCACCCUACAACCGCUGAAACCCAGCCCUCAUGUGAGAUGCGAGUUUCCUGUACAGCGUAUAUAUGGUAGGCUACAACUUGCUUAGACACGAAGCUCUUUUUUCGGAGGCUGGAUGAAAAGUUCUUCUCUCCCUGAAAGCAGGACCACAAUGUUUGCUGAGCUAUAGAAAUUCUGUGCUCUAAGGUUGACUGUGUGUGUGUGUGUGUGUGUGUGUGUGUGUGUGUUGCCAAAGAAAUGGUGAUGUAGAAUAAGCGCAACCCAGCACUGUGCAAUGAUUUAAUCAGGUUAACUACAGGAAGCUUAACUACAGGAAGCUUAACUCGUCUUGACACCUCAGCCCCAGCCACAUUUUCUUGGAAGUAACUUCCCAUAUAUUUCAGUGGAACUUGCUUCUCCUAAGUGCGUUUUGGGCUACAAUCUCUGUUAUUAUCCAGAGUUAAUAUGCUUUAUUCCAUCUUCUAAAUAAAUCUCUUUCUAUCGUUAACUAAGAUCACUCAGGACACUACAUUGCAUGGGAGGGACUGCAGUAGUCCUUAAAUCCACGAAGCAGGUUUUGGUCAGAGACGGUAAUGCUACAUUAAUAGCUCCUGUGGCUUCAGAACGCUUUGGCGACAGUUCCCUCAGCGGGAAGGCAGUAUCAGAACAAAAUCCCAGUGUAGUGGCUUCUUCUGCACACCGACCUCCUAGGUGCAGGGACUUCCCCAGUCAUGGCCAUGUGCAUUCAUGCACAUUGCAUAUGCAAAGCUAGCCCUGGCUGUGGGACCUAGCCUCACUUGGACCAGGAACAACAUAGUAUAAGCCUUUCUUCCCUUGAGGAACAAUAGAAUUGUUCAUGCAGCCAGGGAAUUUUAUUUACACUAUUUCAAACAAGGGCAACUUUUGUGAUUGUGUCAAGCAGUGAAUCCAGGUCCCACUGAAGCAACAAUAUAGAUGAAGUACCCUUGUUGAUGUAAAAUUGUUUGAAAUGAUCACCAUACCAUCAGCUUACAUAGGUACAACCCAAAAAAACAAGCCCCUAUAUUUUCAUGUCAUUAAUUGGAUCUUAUGGAAGUCAGAUUUACUUAUGGGAACCAAAACACAGAGACACCACUGAAUGUCUGUCAACCGAUCACCUCAGCAUGCAUAUAAUUUAUCUUCAUUCAGUAAAUAUAUGUUCCCCUUAUAGCUUACACAAAGGAAAUUCAGGUGUUUUUUGAGGAGGUGGAUAUAAUACCUUUCCCCCCCUCUGUGUAUGAAAAUUGGAUGUAUGUGUUCACCUACUGAUUCCACAUUUUCUUUUAUUGUAAAUAUUUAAUGUUUCUAUUUAUUAUAGUUUCUCCAUUUAAAAAAUAAUAAAUCUGAGCACUGCUGGCUAAGGUAAUUUAAAUAUAUUUCAGGACCUGUGUUGUAUAUAUUAAUGCCACUAGUAGAUUUUUGUUAUUGUUUAAAGCAAGGGAAAUAUAAUUUUAUACACUCCAUAAUGUUAUUGACAGCAUAAAUCACUUAUUUAUUGUUAACUUUCAUUUCUAACAGAUAACAAGUGCAUUUAACCUGAUAGUUUUGUCAAGACAUCUGUAUAGCCUUACUUCUUGAAAAUAAACAAAUUAUCAGCUGUCCGCUCAAGGAGCCAAUAAUAUUUUAACCCACAUAACUUGUGACAACAACAAAAAGUUCUUUUAAAAUUAUGGACACAGCGCAAUUAAUGUUAAGCAGUUCUGCUGUAUACUUCUGUGCCUGUUUACUUAGAAGUAAAUCACAGGGAUUGGCCACACUUCUGCUUGUCCUAACACUUUCCCCCAGAAAAACCCACUUUUUGCUGAAUUAGAGCAAACGUCAAUGGGGUUUUUUGUGGAUUGACAUUUGCUCAGAUUCAGCAGUAAGGAGCAGGUUUUCCCGGGGAAAGCGGCGGGGCAAAUGUAAAAGCAGAAGGGUGGGUGAGUCCUCAGCGCAUUCAACAAGACUUGCAUCCAGGAAAAUGGACAUUGGAUUGCAGCCUUUAUAAUCUUGCUGGGUUGUAUCCAAUGUUGGUCAUAUACAGCGAGGACCCAUUGAAACUAAUGGACUUAACUAACUUGAAUUCAUUAAUUUCAGUGUGUCUACUCUGAGUUGGGCGUAGUUGGCUACAACUCAUGGAGCUCAGUCAUUAAGUGAAUACAUUUCAGCCUUUGAAAGCAGAACUGAAAAGUGCUUAACUGGCUGAAUCAUGCCGGACUGGUGGAAAACGUCCAUUACUACUGCUUUACAGUUUCCAUUCAUUUCAGUACAGAGCUACUAUCCCUUCAAACAGGUUUGACAAAUCCACUUAGCACAACACGGGGAUCCCUCCCGCAAAUCUGGAGAGCAGAAUCAAUGCAACCCUCCCAUUAACUCCAGAGUAGAUGCAAGACUGCCUCAUAUGCUGGGCUCUGGAGCAAGCCAAAGUAAUUUACACUUCUGUCUGCCUAAAGCUCCUGUACAAUGAGAAACUGUUAAAAGAUGCAUAUCUGAACCCACAUAUGUGUCCACCACAUGUAUCGAUCCAAUGCGCACUUUUGAGAGGAAUUGAACCUUUUGCGUGGAGUCAGGACGUGCAUCCAUUUAAAAUGUGUGUAAACCUUUAAACCUUAUGCCUAAUAAAGAACUUGCCACA
This is a messenger RNA of Podarcis muralis (Common wall lizard), 5949 nucleotides long. RefSeq names its product stanniocalcin 2 (gene STC2). Gene Ontology annotation, cellular component: extracellular region. The record is from RefSeq and is a predicted model, not a curated record. Gene Ontology annotation, biological process: intracellular calcium ion homeostasis. NCBI's taxonomy places the organism in Eukaryota, Metazoa, Chordata, Lepidosauria, Squamata, Lacertidae. Gene Ontology annotation, molecular function: hormone activity.